Molecule: messenger RNA, 1370 nt
Organism: Hydra vulgaris (swiftwater hydra)
Lineage: Eukaryota; Metazoa; Cnidaria; Hydrozoa; Anthoathecata; Hydridae
Product: actin, non-muscle 6.2-like
Source: RefSeq, a predicted model, not a curated record
CACCAUAAAAAGCGCAAUUAGUUCAGCGUUCGUUAUUCAGAAGCUUCAGCUUUGCUUGAUACUCAGCUCUUCUCUUUUUAAACAAAACACUUAAUCAAAAUGGCCGAUGAUGAAGUUGCCGCCCUCGUUGUUGAUAAUGGAUCUGGUAUGUGUAAAGCUGGAUUUGCUGGUGAUGAUGCUCCAAGAGCUGUUUUCCCAUCUAUUGUUGGACGUCCUCGUCAUCAAGGAGUCAUGGUUGGUAUGGGACAGAAGGAUUCCUAUGUCGGUGACGAAGCUCAGAGCAAACGUGGUAUCUUAACUUUGAAAUACCCAAUUGAACACGGAAUUGUAACUAACUGGGAUGAUAUGGAAAAAAUUUGGCAUCACACUUUUUACAAUGAGCUCCGUGUUGCUCCAGAAGAACACCCUGUCCUUCUUACUGAAGCUCCCCUGAAUCCCAAAGCAAAUCGUGAAAAAAUGACCCAAAUCAUGUUUGAGACAUUUAACUCUCCUGCAAUGUAUGUUGCUAUUCAGGCUGUCUUAUCCUUGUAUGCUUCUGGUCGUACCACUGGUAUUGUACUUGAUUCAGGAGAUGGUGUCUCUCACACAGUACCAAUCUAUGAAGGAUAUGCUCUUCCCCAUGCCAUUAUUAGAUUGGAUUUAGCAGGACGAGAUUUAACUGAUUACUUAAUGAAAAUUCUUACAGAACGUGGUUAUUCAUUCACUACUACAGCUGAGCGUGAAAUUGUAAGAGAUAUUAAAGAGAAACUUAGUUAUGUAGCCUUAGACUUUGAACAAGAAAUGCAAACUGCUGCUUCAAGCUCUUCCCUCGAGAAAUCUUAUGAAUUACCUGAUGGACAAGUUAUUACAAUUGGAAAUGAGCGUUUCCGAUGCCCAGAAACACUUUUCCAACCAUCAUUUAUUGGUAUGGAAUCAGCUGGUAUCCAUGAAACCACUUACAACUCAAUCAUGAAAUGUGAUGUUGAUAUCCGUAAAGAUCUUUAUGCUAACACUGUUCUAUCAGGUGGUACGACAAUGUUCCCUGGUAUUGCUGAUCGUAUGCAGAAAGAAAUCUCUGCUCUUGCACCACCAACAAUGAAAAUCAAAAUUAUUGCUCCACCAGAGAGAAAAUAUUCAGUCUGGAUCGGAGGAUCUAUUUUGGCUUCCCUUUCUACUUUCCAACAAAUGUGGAUCUCCAAACAAGAGUAUGAUGAAUCUGGUCCAUCAAUUGUUCACCGAAAAUGCUUUUAAACAAUUCGAUUAUAUUUAUACUGGACUAUUUUUACAUCUGUUCGGUUAUUUUCACAUUUAUUUUUCUAUAUAUAUCUUAUAAACGUUUUAAAACCCAUGUAAUUUUUGUUAAGCUGUAAUAUAAAAGACGUCCUAACAAA